UUAUUAGGAAUUCUUAUCUAGUAAAAAUAUCCUGUGAUUCCAGUAUGUGUUGAGAGGGCUUUUUUUCUCUCUCUUGUAAGAUAAAGUUUUCAUACAUGGGAAUCAACAAAGCUUUAGCAACACGUUAGUGUGAUGGGACAGACUUGAUUCCAUCAAAUGAUUCAUAUUUCAAAUUUAAUUUUAAUUUGAGAAUCUUUUAAUGCCUUAACUUUCAAUGUGUUAUUCAAUCAAAAAGAAAACUAAUCAAAUAAAUAAAUCUUUUCUCACUCCUUAAUGUAACAAAAGUUUUCAUAUUUGUUCGUAGUACAAAUAAGAGAGAUGUAGAAAUUUCGAACCUCCCACAAAUAGUACAUGCCAACAAAAGAAGUUUCCAUAACCUAUCACAUGUAAUUUGUAUGUGUUGGGAGAAAAUAGUUGAGCACAAUGAAAAUUUGAAAAUAGUUAGCAUCAAAAUAACUCAACUAGAUUAGACAACAUCCAGCCAAUUCAACAUUUAGGAUAGGAAAAUUAAAAUUACUUAACAAGCAAAUUUCAUUGAUUUAUUAUCUGGGACAAAGACAAUGAAACCUCCAACUAUCUCUACUAUAGUAUGAUAUUGUUCACUUUGGAUAUGAAUCAUUAUGAUUUUGAUUUUGGAACCACCAAAAGGUCUCAUUACCAAUGGAGAUAAUUCUCUUAAUUUAUAUACCUAUGAUCAUGCCCUUCCCUACACCAUUGUGGGCUUGAUUUUAUUUAUACUCCUAGUAAUUCUCCCCCAAACGAAGUACCAUUUUGAGUCACCUCUCAGUUAGAUCAGUCCACUCCCAAUCAUGAGAGCUUGCUUUAAAUCUUGAGACACCUCCAAUUCAUUCCAUGUCAACUUUCAAAUAAAGCACAAGUAAGAUCACAUAUCACACUUGCUCUUAUCAAGGUAGGGGUGAUGACAAGGCUACCCAAAUAGACCAUAAACUAUGCUCACUAAAAUGUUUUAUUUGAAAUUUGAGGAUUUCACCGCAAACAGCUAGAUCUAGACCAUGAUACUAAUAUCGAUUGAUGAAGACAACAAAAUCUUCACCUAUCUUUAUAAUGGUGCGAUAUUGUCUACUUUAGGCAUAAACCUUGAGACUCUGCUUUUGAAACCACCUUAAAGGCUUAAUACCAAUAGAGAUCUUUCCUUCCUGAAUUAAUGUGGGACUUUGUACCCUCCUUAUAAUAUAGAUAUUUGAAUUUCGAAGCCAAAAAGUAGAACCAUUAAAAAAAAAUAAAAGAAGAAAAGUUUGGUAGUUAGAUAACCAACACAUAAUUGAGCCAUGUGCAAAAUUGCUUGGUGGGCAAUACGCCAUGGCCCUUAAUGUUCAAACCAGCACACACUGCAACACAAUUCUCAAUUUCAACUCCCCACAAUCUCUUGUAUUUCCCUUAAUCAAUCCAGCCAAGAUAAUUCAAUUCCCAGCUCAUGGCAUAAAAUUUUAAAGGAUUAAAAUAACAGUAACAAUAAUAAUAAUAAUAAUCAGGGAAGGUUCUCUCUCACCCUCUCUUUUGUUUGUCUCUAUAUAGACCCACUUGCUUCUGUGUACUUCUAUUCCCCAAAGCCCUCCUUUCUUUUCAGUCAGAGCCCAAAAUCUGAGAUGGGUUUUCGAUUCAGAGCUCUAUCCCUCCUACUUUCACAAGCUCUAUUUAUCUUUUCACUAGAGACAGCAAAAGCUGAAGAUUUCUACAACAUAAGCAAUGUGGGAAGUAGUAAGCAAGCGAGGAGGUGCAAUUUGUUUGAAGGAAAAUGGGUUUUUAAUCCUUCUUUACCUCUUUAUGAAUUUUCAAGCUGUCCCUUCAUAGACCCUGAGUUUAACUGCCAAAAGUAUGGUAGACCAGAUCGAUCCUACCUCAAGUACACUUGGAAACCUAACCUCUGUGAUCUUCCAAGGUUUGACGGGUUGGAGCUUCUGAGGAAGUGGAGAGGGAAGAAGAUAAUGUUUGUAGGCGACUCAUUGAGUCUUAACAUGUGGCAGUCCUUAACAUGUAUGAUUCAAUCGUCGGCACCAAGAGCCAAAACCUCCAUCGUCAGGAGGGAGUCACUCUCUACUGUGAUUUUCCAGGAGUAUGGAGUAAGCUUGCUUCUUCACAGGACGCCCUACCUUGUAGACGUAGUGAAAGAGAGGAUUGGAAGAGUCCUAAAGCUUGAUUCCAUUGAAGGAGGCAGUGUGUGGAAGGGAAUGGAUGUGCUCAUAUUCAAUUCCUGGCACUGGUGGACCCACAAAGGAAGAUCCCAGCCGUGGGAUUAUGUGCAAGUAGGAAAUACAGUGAAGAAAGAUAUGGACCGUCUAGAGGCAUUCUAUCAAGGGUUGACCACCUGGGCGAGAUGGGUGGAAAUGAAUGUUGAUCCCAGUAAAACCAGGGUUAUUUUCCAGGGAAUCUCCCCCACUCAUUAUGAGGGAAAGGAUUGGAACCAACCAAGGAGGAGUUGCAAUGGCGAAAGUGUACCACUCUCGGGGUCACUGUAUCCAGCAGGGACACCACCCGCGGCAGAAAUUGUGAAGAGAGUGCUGAGUAGAAUGAGGAAGCCAAUUUUCUUGCUGGACAUCACAACGUUGUCACAACUGCGGAAAGAUGCUCAUCCCUCUACUUACAGCGGCGAGCACGGGACAGAUUGCAGCCAUUGGUGCCUUCCUGGUUUGCCCGACACUUGGAACGAGCUUCUCUAUGCAGCUUUCACCAUGUGAAGACCAACCAUGAAACACUUGAAGCUCUUUUCGUCUCUGCAAUUCUUCACAGGGAGUGUUGGAUGAUAGAAAUUCAUUCAUUUGAUUAACCAGCUUAACGGUAGUUGGAAGCAAGAAAUGUAAUGGCAACAAAGCAAUUGUAUAAAAUAUAUUUUAGUUGUUGGAGUUUCUGAGAAUAGUUUCAAAUCGACAAGGAAAGAUACGGAUGAGAUGGUAUAAAGAUGGCUGCUUGGGAUUAAAUUGGAAUAACACGCUCUAUUGCGCAUCUUUAAAAGAUGGAUCAAUUGAAUUUAAGUUUGGCUUUUAGAACAACUCUAUUUUCCAUGAAUCAUAUUAUUGAACUAAGUGUAGAUCUUAUAAACCACCUAUCCUCACUCAUUUGGAACUAAUGAGGCCAGAAAAAUACACAUAUGACCAAUGGCCCAGUUAUAAAGUAGG
This is a messenger RNA of Benincasa hispida (wax gourd), 3134 nucleotides long. RefSeq names its product protein trichome birefringence-like 38. The record is from RefSeq and is a predicted model, not a curated record. Gene Ontology annotation, molecular function: O-acetyltransferase activity. Lineage: Eukaryota; Viridiplantae; Streptophyta; Magnoliopsida; Cucurbitales; Cucurbitaceae. Gene Ontology annotation, cellular component: Golgi apparatus.